UGUCCUACAUCUGCCGCCGUAACGGUAACGGUACCGGGCUGCAGCUUGCCAGCCCCUUGGCCUGUACUGUGUACCACGGCCCACUAGUGUCCUGUAUAGCCAGCAUAUAUAACUCAAUAGACCUCCCGUCCUGCGUACGAGUCACGUUGCUCGUAGCACUCACUAAUUGUAUUUGUACUAAGACAAUAUGGUGAGAGUACUGGACGUUGUCGCCAUCGUCGCAGUUGCGACAACUGCAACGGCACAACAACAGAGCGACUACGACCCUCUCCAGUAUGUAGACCCGCUGAUUGGGAGUGCAAACGGAGGCAAUGUAUUUGCAGGCGCUUCCAUCCCGUAUGGAAUGGCAAAAGCUGUGGCAGACGUUGAUAGCCAGAGUAAUCAAGGAGGCUUCUCAAGCGACGGCGGCAACGUGACGGGCUUCUCGACCAUGCACGACAGCGGGACCGGUGGCUCUCCCUCUUUGGGUACAUUUGCGUUCUUCGCCUACCCCGGAUGUGAUGGCGACGAUAUCAAUCGCUGUGUGUUCCCCAAGAAUGCGAGGAAGGUCGGCUACGUCAACGACUCUAUCAAGGCCAAGCCCGGCUCCUUUGAGAUAUCACUUGUCAAUGGCCUUUCCGCCGCCAUGACCACAACACAUCACACUUCUCUGUUCAGCUUCACCUUCUCAGAGCCAUCGACCAGCCCGCUCAUCCUGCUCGACCUCACGGACCUGCAGAACUCGAGACAAGACAAUGCAUCGAUCUCGGUAGAUGCAGACACUGGCCGCAUGACCGGCAGUGCACGAUUCCUACCAUCCUUUGGCAGCGGCAACUAUCUUCUUCACUUCUGCGCGGACUUCAAGGGCCCCAGCAUCCGCGACAACGGCAUAUUCGCCAACAGCCGGGCAAGUGCAGACGUCAAAGACCUCCAGAUUUCACGGUCGAUAAAUGGCUACCCCUUGCCGGGCGGAGGCUUCAUCCGGUUCGGCUCCGGGGAAGGGCCGCUCCUUGCCCGCAUCGCGACUUCCUUCAUCAGUCCUGAGCAGGCAUGCUCCCAUGCGGAAGAGGAAAUCGGUGACUUUGACUUUGACAGAGUCAAGAAAGCUGCAGAGGAUAUGUGGCGCGAAAAGCUCAGCCCUAUCAAGCUUGACUUUACAGGCGUCGAUCCUGAUCUGGUAAAGAACUUUUACAGUGGUGUGUACCGUACCAUGGUCAAUCCGCAAGACUACACCGGCGAAAAUCCGCUCUGGAAGAGCGACGAGCCAUAUUUUGACUCGUUUUAUUGUCUUUGGGAUAGUUUUCGGUCGCAGAUUCCAAUGCUUACCAUCAUUGACACAACUGCUGUCGCUCGAAUGAUCAGAUCAUUAAUCGAAACGUACGUCCAUGUAGGAUGGCUGCCCGAUUGUCGGAUGACCCUUUGCAAGGGCUUUACCCAAGGCGGCUCAAAUGCAGACAAUGUACUUGUGGAUGCAUACGUAAAGGGCGUUUCCGACGGCAUCGACUGGGAUCUGGGCUAUCAAGCAGUCGUCAAAGACGCUGAAGUCGAGCCCUAUGACUGGUCCAACCAAGGUCGCGGCGGUCUGGACAGCUGGAAAUCGCUCGGAUACAUUCCUGUGCAAGACUUCGACUACAAAGGUUUCGGCACAAUGACGCGCUCCAUUUCGCGCACGCUUGAGUACUCGUAUAACGAUUUCGUCAUCGCACACUUGGCCUCUCGACUGGGUGGCCGCGAAGCAGACGUCCAGAAAUACCUCGGCCGCAGUGGAAACUGGCAGAAUCUGUACAAGGCAAACCAGACUUCCAUGAACUUCGAUGGCUCCGACACUGGGUAUACCGGCUUCUUUCAACCUCGCUAUCUCAACGGCACAUUCGGCUUCCAAGAUCCCCUCAAAUGUGCCAACACCGACUCGUCCGGGUCCGUAUGCUCUCUCCAAAAUUCCGGCGCCGAGACAUUCGAAUCUUCGAUCUGGGAGUACUCCUACUUCGUACCGCACGACCAAGCCACACUGAUAUCGCUGUUCGGCGGUCCCGAAAACUUUGUCAAACGGCUCGACUAUCUGCACGACCAGAACAUAACAUACAUCGGCAACGAGCCCUCGUUUCUCACCGUCUUCCAGUACCACUACGCCGGCCGUCCUGCAAAGAGCGCUCUGCGCAGCCACUUCUACAUCCCCCGCUUCUUCAGCACAACGCCCGCCGGCCUGCCCGGCAACGACGACAGCGGCGCCAUGGGCUCCUUCGUCGCAAUGAGCAUGAUGGGCCUCUUCCCAAACCCAGGCCAAGACGUCUACUUCAUCAUCCCGCCAUACUUCCCCUCCGUCAGCAUCACGUCCCCCGCCACAAACAAGACGGCAAGCGUCAGAGUCACAAACUUCGACCCCACGUACGCGGCUGUGUAUAUCCAGAACGUGACGCUGGACGGGCAGCCGUACACGCGGAACUGGAUCGAUCAUAGCUUCUUCACCGAUGGCAAGGAGUUGGUGAUUACGGUGGGCUCGACGGAGAGUGCGUGGGGCACCCGUGUGGAGGAUUUGCCGCCGAGUGUGGGCGAGUAUGUGGGCUUUAAUGGGUCUGCGCCUGCGAAGCGGAUGGAGAGGCGGAUGGAGGACGGGAGGGAGGAGGCGGCUGGGAUGGGUCGGAUGGGUUUGCCGUAGAUAUCUUGAACAAGCCUCUAUUCCCAUAUCCCUACACGUGUCCUUGACAAUCGCAUCGC
Pseudovirgaria hyperparasitica is the source of this 2694-nucleotide messenger RNA. Its product is annotated as glycoside hydrolase family 92 protein. Gene Ontology annotation, biological process: carbohydrate metabolic process; protein deglycosylation; glycoprotein catabolic process. Lineage: Eukaryota; Fungi; Ascomycota; Dothideomycetes; Acrospermales; Acrospermaceae. Gene Ontology annotation, cellular component: nucleus; cytosol. The record is from RefSeq and is a predicted model, not a curated record. The coding region runs from base 188 to 2635 and encodes 815 amino acids. The transcript has 5 exons. Gene Ontology annotation, molecular function: peptide-N4-(N-acetyl-beta-glucosaminyl)asparagine amidase activity; carbohydrate binding.